CACAACUCAGAGGCUGUGAAUUGUGUUCGUGACUCAACUGGUUGGGCUAGACAGCGAAGCAGGGCCGAUCAGGGUACUAGGUCGUCCACUUACGUGUUCUGCGUGUCUACUGUAAUCGAUCGAUAAAUAACGCUGCUUAUCAAAACCUGCAGUCCCACCCGUUACAACACGUGAUACAGGACAGACACCUAAGUUACCUAAGGUCAAACCUCUUUCGCUUCCCGCUCUUCAACUCAUGCCAUUCCGGCCCGACAAUAUAGAAACAUGUUACCGCUACGCAGCAGCUGACAUCCACGAGCACGGCGUGAUAGACGCACAUGCACAAUUCCUCGCUAUAGUGAAAACAUUACCGCGCCGAUGUUAACGUUCUUCCUGUAAAUACUAACGACCGACUGCACAAACCAGUUUUCGACUUAAGGCGGCAAAUGGGAAACCAAUUGCACUUACGGUGAGCGAUAUGUGUAUGUUAACGUGGAUUUCUGUUGUUGCACAUAUUUUUGCGACAAUCAUUGGAAUAGACCUUCUUGUUAUGACCUUGUGAUGUCUGACUUUUCUAUCACACGAUUUAUCUACCAAUCCGGAUACGACUUAUACGAAUCUUCACACUAGGCCAACCAAUGACGUUCAACCGGUGUGGGCAGUUUAGCGUCUUUAUUGGUCCUAUGUCCUACGAGCCCUUCCACUUGAGUCCAGAACAAGAUACCAGCUUCCGAAUCAGAGCAGAUCGUUUAUUUCAGGCAUACUUGGUUUAUAUAUCAAUCACACAGACCGCAACGUACCAUAAAAUAGGAAAUAAUAUUUGUACACAAAUAAGCCCAAAAAGUGGCUGUGAAUGAGGGAGGCAGUAGUUAAUAAACUGAACAUAACUUAAGAACCGUAAAUCGUACAAUAAUAAAUUAUAGGUCAAAACAAAGCUUAUCAUAAAAGGAAUAUAAAUAUCCAUAGUGUUGUAGCGUGGCGUCGAGUUGAGAUUAACUAUGAACACCGCUACCAAGAAACACGUGCCAAAUAGAUCAGAAGGCGUAAGAAGCUCGUUCCAAAUGACUCCAUAAAAUACCCGAGAAGCCAAAUACCAGAAGGCAAUUAAUGGACCAAGUCGAGGUUUAUUAGCUGGCGAUCUCGUGGCAUCGAAAGGAUACCGAGAUCGUGCCAGGAUACAACCUUGGUUACAGAAGAUAACCGAAUUCGCGCGAAGUUACAAUCAAAGUGUAAGUACAAGAAUGGAAGCACAAAAUAGCUGUCAUUAGCACAGUCAAACAAAAGCACAUUAAAACAAACACUGGUACAGUUGGUUAUAAUAAUAAUUGUUUUUAUUAAACCAGUCGUGUUCUCGUGAUAAACGUGAGUCACUACAGGAGCCCCCCGCUAGAAAGGGCUUACACUUUCGAUAAAUAGCGGUUUGAAUCGUGGGACUGAUCGGCUGACGAGCGAUUGUAGGACGGAAGAAUUGGCGAACAGGAAAGCGAUCGUUGAUCGUCGAGUUGCCAACGAAGGUCGUUUUCGGAGAACAGUACCAGGAGCGAUGUGUUGUAUUUAUUGCUCGAGUUGGCAUGCUACACCAGAAUGGUUUGUAUCCAGAAUCUGAAGAUUGUGUUCGUAGGGAAUGCGGACCAGAAACGCUGCAGACGAAGGACGAAACCACGCUGAGCCAAAAGACCAGAAGCGACCGUAACGACCAAGUUCGAGACCAAGCGUAUGCCGAGCAUUCAAAACCAAUAUAUCGACUGAGUACGUUGACAAGAGCGUGGGUGAUCAGGCCAGCUUUCGCCAAAGUUGACUGAAGUCGACGGAACCAAACGGAGAUGGUCGAAGGCGUGGGCUCAGGAAACAAAAAGAUAAUCAAAAAAGAGAAGAGUGUAGCAUACGUGUAGUAUAGGAAUAAUCCUACACCGUAUCGGUUGUUGACUGUGCGACUAUUCGCGGAAGCGUACGGGUAACCGUACUCGGCGACCGGAACGUGAGACGGCAGUCUCGUUCGCGUCGCGUGAGCCUGCAAUCUCAUCCGAAGUCAGAGGCGGCGUGGUCUGCUGAUCUGGACGUGAGACUGUCGUCUCGUCCGUAGACGGUGCAGAUGACGCGUGCUGUUGACCGGGACGUGAGAAUGAGGUCUCACAUGCAUCUAGCGUGGGACCUGAAGAAGAUUUAAGGAUCCCGCUAGGUUUGAUAGGUCUAGCAUUGAAUCUCAGAGUGUCAGAUAGGGCACUGUCAUCGACGUGUGCUGGUUUGAGACGAUCAACGCUGACGAUCUCGACGCGUCCAUAUCGAUCAACCUUGAAGGUCUUUUCGUGACGAGCGAUCACGUGAAAAGGGCCUUCGUAAGGUUGUUGCCAAGGUUUGCGUACCGAAUCUACUCGUACAAAAACAUGUGAACAGGUAGAUAACUCUCGAUGGAGAGCGACCUGUCGAUGUUGUAUUCGAGUUGACACCGGAGACAGCGUUCGCAUAAAUGUAGACAGUCGAUGGACGUAGUCUGAUUUACCGAAAUUAGGUCUGCUCCGUGGUGUGAAGAAUUCUCCGGGCAGACGCAAUGUCGUGCCGUAUACAAGUUUCGUGGCGGAACAUUGGAUAUCUGCCUUUAAACUCGUUCUCACCCCUAAAAGAACGAGCGGUAAGGUUUCGUGCCAGUUGCCGUUUUCGUGUGCUCGUAGAACACUUUUAAGUUGGCAGUGAAACCGUUCAACUUAACCAUUUGGUGCUGGGUGGUAGACGGAUAUGCUUAUGCGUAUGCAUUCCGUACCAAGCAGCCGGGUCAGCGAGGAGAAUCGUUAAUAGGGUAACAUUUCUCGAAUAAAGCGUGGAAUUCAUCAUCACGCGAAUAAAAAGUGACAAGGAUUCGGUGCACAUACGUGUGAGUCUAUUAUAUUAAUACUAUUCUUAUCGUUAUCCGUCAUGUCGCUUAUAUUAUAUAUUAAAGAUAUGAAAAUAUACGACAGACGUGGAUAGAUAAAUCAUAGACUCACCGAAUUGUCUUCUUUGGAAGAUUUGAUCAGAAGUUGAGGCGUGUUCCAAAAUACGGGUCACCAAUUGUAGUCUGAUUGGGAUUACCAAUUGUAGCGUGGCGUCGAGUUGAGAUUAACUAUGAACACCGCUACCAAGAAACACGUGCCAAAUAGAUCAGAAGGCGUAAGAAGCUCGUUCCAAAUGACUCCAUAAAAUACCCGAGAAGCCAAAUACCAGAAGGCAAUUAAUGGACCAAGUCGAGGUUUAUUAGCUGGCGAUCUCGUGGCAUCGAAAGGAUACCGAGAUCGUGCCAGGAUACAACCUUGGUUACAGAAGAUAACCGAAUUCGCGCGAAGUUACAAUCAAAGUGUAAGUACAAGAAUGGAAGCACAAAAUAGCUGUCAUUAGCACAGUCAAACAAAAGCACAUUAAAACAAACACUGGUACAGUUGGUUAUAAUAAUAAUUGUUUUUAUUAAACCAGUCGUGUUCUCGUGAUAAACGUGAGUCACUACAGUGUAAUUGUUGAGUAGUUAUACAAUAAGAAUAUUUAUAGAAUAUUAGUCCAUGAAUAGUCCUCAGACGUUACCUGUAAUUUAAUCUUCACCGGAUAUAACACUUCUACAACAUCAUAAUCUACUCAUAGAUACGUGCAAACGGAUGUUAGUCGGUCGGAAUAAUAAAUUAUCUGUUUGUGUAACUUUCUUUUCUGGCUCUAGGCUAUUCUCCGUCGCUGUUAAACACGUAGUCGAUCCAUACUAUCAACAAAUACUCGACAAGCACCCCGAACAAUAUCAAACGCUACCAAAACUACCGUGUGUAACCAGCAGUGUUACACAUCACAUCACGACGACAAGAUCACCUGUAUUCUCGAAAACAUGUCGUUUUGCUCUCAAAAAGCUGAGGUUGGCUAGAAACGAAUUCGACCACAUUGUAGACUUAGUAAUCAUUCGGCCAUCAAACAACGAAUGGGCAUCGCCCUUGCACAUGGUCCUUAAAAAGAACAGCAGUGAUUGGCGUCCAACCGGUGACUAUCGACAACUUAAUGCACAAACCAUUCCUGAUCAUUACUCGUUGCCUCACAUUCACGAUUUUUAGCUACCUCGAAAGGUACAACUUUUUUCGAAAAUCGAGUUGGUUAAAGCAUAAAACCGAAUUCCCAUGGCUGAUGACGACAUUUCUAGAACCGUUAUUAUUACUCCACCAAUUUUUGCACAUGCCUUACGACUUUAAAAUCCUGCACAAACUUUCCAGAUAUUCAUUGACGAUGUUUUUCGAGGUCUCAACUUCAUACACCCAUAUGUAGAUGACUGCUUGAUCGCAAGCUCUAACAAAGAAUCUCAUCUCCAGCAUGUGAUCCUUGUUUUUGAACGACUUCAAAAGCACGGCAUUACUGUAAACAUUCAAAAAUGUCGAAUCUGAACCGACUGCCUAGGUUUUAUCGAACACACUAUUGAUGCAAAGUGGCGGUGAUUCUGGAUUACCCAGAACCGACUCCAGACAAGUACUCCCCCGAGAGUCUCGACAACAUACAAUACAUUUCUGGGGCAAGCAACGCAGUGACAGACUCCUUGUCUCGUAUAACCUCCUUGAACAAGUAGCAAGGAAUCGGCCGAGACACCACCUUGAGCCGGUGUUACCUGACAUCCAGCAUAAAACAAAGUUCUAGAAGAAAGGUAAAGCUCCCGAAACACAUGAACGACUACUUCACGAACGCACGCACGAGUGUAAUUUUCUUUCCAGCACUGUGGGAAAAGAUGAAAAAUCUACUGAGGACAUAUUGGAUAAAACAUUUUCUGGAGUUUCUGGAGCUCUAGACACUGACGAAAGAUAUCAUGUAUAUGGAAUAAGGAUAAAUGGAAUUCAUUGGACUCUAGCUUGACAAAGAAUAUUAGCAUCGUGAGAGGUACUGUUGUACUCUGAUCGUGGAGAACAAGCUGCACAUACACAAGGAGAUACAUUAAUGCUGUUCAAAGAAGCACGACGAGCACUUACAGGAUGGGAAUCUCAUGGGUCCAGAGUCAUCAAAGCGUCCUUCAAAACAAAGAAGGAGGGGAUCACAACCAAUUUUAUCCAGUGCUAUGCACCCGCAAAGAAGAUGAUAAAGCUUAAUUUUACGAGAGGCUGCAAUCGAUUGUUAAGAAGUGCCAUAUUGAGUCGAAACAGCCGUUAGUUACUUUCUGAUUUUUUGUAGUAUUUUAACUACAAUCAUCAGUGAGAGAUGGAAGUUACAAUGAACAUAUUGAGUGGUUAGUCAAAUACGAAAGAUUGGUUCACCAAAGAGUUCUCUUUAUGGAGAUGUAGUGACCUACGUUUACCAAGAGAACGCAAUUGAUUUAAUGGAAACAAUCAUUAUUAUAACCAAUUGUACCAGUGAUUGUUUUACUGUGCUCGUUUGUUUAACUGUGCCAAAGACAGCCAUGUUACUGCUCUAUUACCUUUCGAUUAUGACCUUGCACGGGUUCGGUUACGCUCGGUAACCACGCUUGUACCCCUUUGGCACGAUCUCGGUUUCCUGUCGAUACCACGAGAUGGCCAACAAAUACAUCUAGGCCACAGCCAUCAACUGUCUUCUGAUAUUUGACUUACGAGGGAUUUUAUCGGCUAACUGUCACGUAGUCUUAUAGUGGUUUUCAUAGUCAAACGAGACUCGACACCACGCUAAAGAGAAUUCAUUUCUAAAGCUGUACAAUCGCAAAUAUACAUACUUAUUUUUUCAGAAUGCUU
Molecule: messenger RNA, 5666 nt
Organism: Schistosoma haematobium
Lineage: Eukaryota; Metazoa; Platyhelminthes; Trematoda; Strigeidida; Schistosomatidae
Exons: 3
Coding region: 3600-4037 (145 amino acids)
Source: RefSeq, a predicted model, not a curated record